Molecule: messenger RNA, 1105 nt
Organism: Nematocida ausubeli
Lineage: Eukaryota; Fungi; Microsporidia
Exons: 1
Source: RefSeq, a predicted model, not a curated record
AACCAAGCACAAGGCCUUGCAAAAGAUGUGCCAGCUGAAGAUGUGCAUUCUGUGUCUAGCAGCUAUAUACACAGUAGUAGACCGCAUGCAGGGCAGAGAGAGAACAGUCUGCUAUCUUAUGCCUGCUGCUGUAAAUGCGCAUGCUGUGGGCCUUAUGGACGAGCCUGAGGAUGCGUGUGCACACCCUGACUUGGAGUAUGAAAAGGUAGUAUCCAGACUUGCAGCCUCAAAUGACACCGAUAAAUGUGCCAGACAGGUGUUUAUUAGUCUGGAUAGCGAGGACUUCAAUGCGGUUGAGGUAAAGGACAAGCAAAUGCAGGACUUGCUUGAUCUCCUUGAGGGGGCAAACAAGCUAUUUGAAAUAGACGGCAGCACACAGAAAGAUGCAGCAAAGAGCCAAAUAGGGCUAUCUAACAACACCGGUCCAGAAGAUGGAAGAAAACCCAGUCCAGAAGAUGAAAGCAGAGCCAGUCUAGAAGGCGCCCUUUUGAAGGAGAUUGAAGAUGUAUGCACAAAGGAGAAAAAGCUCUUACGGAAACUGCGCAGUGUAUAUACAGCGAGAAACAAUCAAAACAGUAUUAUGGAAAGGGCAGAAGAGAGGCGGUACCGCUCAAAGGCGCGCUAUGUGGAGUAUUUGGUGGAGGGGAUAGAGUACCAGUGGUGGCAGUGCAAAGCAAUGAAAGAGUGCUUAGUCUAUGCAAAUACUGUAUUCACCCGAGUAAGUCUAAACAGACAGUCCAAGUGGCUUAAGAAGGGGCGUCUAACCCGGUCAGGCAAGCCAGAUCAAGCUGCGCUUCUGGACAGAGCUAUACAAGCAAGUUUUCAAGUAAUGGGGCCUAUAGAAGAUGUCUUUGACUAUAUUGAUAAAGUCUAUAUUAAAAAGGUAAAUAAAAUACUCAGAAUAAUAGAGAAAAUAGACAGAUAUAUAAAGCUGUGCAUAUCCGAAGAGGAGCACAAGGAAUGCAAGGUGUUUGUAGAAGUUCUAUCCAAGGUGUGCAAGUAUAUUAAGGACACCCUCCCAACAGCCCUAAAUCCAGGUUAUACCAGCGAGCAUAGACAUUCCCAUGAGGUCUCUAUGCAUAUGCGCCAUUUAAAUCUGAUAUAG